CUCUCUCUCGCACGCGUCGUCCUCCCCGGCCUCCACUGCAUUCCCUCCCUUCCCGUCUGCUCCUCCCUCCUCCUCGCCCGACCCCGUCUACAACCCCUGGUUAAAACCCUACGUACUGCCAACCCCGUUGCCAUGGCACCGCAGCCGCCUCUCUUCCCUCCCGCUGCCUUCGACCGCGGCGGCGGCGGCCUCCCUUCAUGGGACCCUAGCCGCACCUCCAACCCUUCCUUCGACCAGGGCUUCCUGAAGGCGGCCUUCGACGGCGAGCUCCACCUCGUCAAGAAGGCGGCGAGGGUGGUGGGAAGGGGGGCGGAAGGCAGUCGCCUCGCUGAGAAGAUGGGCGCGGUCAGGGACGGCUACGGCAUGGGCUUGUUGCACACCGCGGCCCUAGGCGGGAGCCUGCCCGUGUGCCGCUACCUGGUCGAGGACAUCCGGCUGGAUGUCGAUGACGUAGGCCCGAUGGGCGAAACGCCUUUGACUGUUGCGAUUGGCUGUCAGAAUGUGGAUUUGGUGCGCUACUUUCUUGAUCAAGGUGCUGCUACAAUGAAGCUCAACGACAGUGGGAGUACUCCCCUCCACCUUGCUGCUGCAGCAGGAAGCUGUGAAAUAGUUGAGCUCUUACUCUGCAGUGGAGCUUAUGUUGAUGCACUACAUCUUGGUGGGACGGCACUGCAUUCUGCUGCCCGUGAUGGGCGGGAUGAUAUUGUGAAAGUUUUGCUAGACCACCAUGCAGACCAUAAGAUAACUUUGGGUGGUACUGGUUAUACAGCUCUUGCUAUUGCUAGUGUUGUGCACUCACUGAAAUGUGUGAAGCUCCUGCUUGAGGCUGGUGCUGAUGUGGAUGGUAAUUGUAAAGAGACACCAUUAAUCAUUGCUGCCAUUAGUGGCUCAACUGAAAUCCUGAAGUGCUUAGUUCUGGCUGGUGCGGAUGCUAAUGUUCCUGACAGUGUCUAUUUUGUGUGUAUUUUGGGUGUCUCGAUUUAUCCUAAUAGGAUUAAAAUACAUGAAACAUCAAAGUUAGGACGAGCUCCUAUUGAAAUUGCUGCCCGCUCUGGUAGGCGUGAAGAUGUUGAGAUUCUAUUUCCGGUCACUUCUCGUAUUCCAAAUGUAUGUGACUGGAGUGUAGAUGGGAUCAUUAGGCAUGUAAAAUCAGUGCGUCCAGCGAAGAAAGCCAUGCUUACUAGUGCAAAAUCUAAAGCGCAUGAGGCGUUCAAGAACGGGAACUAUUAUCUUGCAGCAAGAAUAUACAAAGAGGUAUAUUAUUACGAAUUUGCUAAUUCUCAGUUGCCUGAAAUUUUCGUAAAUCUGAGCCACCUAAAAUUGCUCCUUGGUUGGCCUGAACUGCACCUUUUAUACUAGUUCUUGCAUGUUUUACGGCAUAGUGCAAAUUUUGUACAAAGUGUGCAACCUCUGCAAACUAAAUUUUCUGGUUUAGUUUUUAUCCUGUAUAUAUAAUAUUCUACUUGUUUUUCUCUAUCAGAGUAAAACUUCUC
Molecule: messenger RNA, 1493 nt
Organism: Triticum aestivum (bread wheat)
Lineage: Eukaryota; Viridiplantae; Streptophyta; Magnoliopsida; Poales; Poaceae
Product: ankyrin-1
Exons: 9
Coding region: 133-1359 (408 amino acids)
Molecular function (GO): protein binding
Source: RefSeq, a predicted model, not a curated record